This is a messenger RNA of Hemicordylus capensis (graceful crag lizard), 4426 nucleotides long. RefSeq names its product elongation of very long chain fatty acids protein 4-like. Gene Ontology annotation, molecular function: fatty acid elongase activity. Gene Ontology annotation, biological process: very long-chain fatty acid biosynthetic process; fatty acid elongation, monounsaturated fatty acid; sphingolipid biosynthetic process. The record is from RefSeq and is a predicted model, not a curated record. Gene Ontology annotation, cellular component: endoplasmic reticulum membrane. The transcript is spliced from 8 exons. The coding region runs from base 2934 to 3728 and encodes 264 amino acids. NCBI's taxonomy places the organism in Eukaryota, Metazoa, Chordata, Lepidosauria, Squamata, Cordylidae.
CAGGUCUGCUGUUUACAAUAGAGAUGCACAUUCUUGCUAUUGAUUGAAUUCAACAGCAGUUGUAGUUCUGCCUGUGGAUAAACCAGAUUCCAGUAGGCUCAUUGCUAUAAGCACAAACAAAUUCACACCUGGAUUCUAUAUGCUUGGCAGGAUAUGCAUGGGGAAAAUCUAGGCUUGAAAGUUAUUCUUGAACAGAGUUUGGAACUUCUGCCCAUCUCUAGUUUGCUGGAGAUACAGCUCCUGAUGGCAUUGACUUAGCAACAGCAACUCUAUUGACCACUAGAGGUACUGGGAUAGGGAUAGUGCGUGAGGGUAUUGCCUCUCUGACUAUGGUUUCUCUAUUCUACUUCCCAUUUAUUAUUUAUUUAUUUGUCACAUUUGUACACCACCCCAAACUUUAGUCUCUGGGUGGUUAACAAUAGCAUAAAGCAAGUUAAAAUAUAUACAAAAACUUAAAACAAUUCAACAAUUUAAAAAUCAUCCACAAAUUAAAACCUUAACAUUUUAAAGAACUGAAAAAGCUUGGGUGAAGAGGUGGGUUUUCAAAUGCUUUCUAAAAAUGCUCAGAGAUGGGGAGGAUCGUAUCUCAGUAGGGAGCACAUUCCACAGUCUUGGGGCAGCAACCGAGAAAGCCCGCCCCCGUGUGGCCACCGGCCAAGCUGGCAGCAACUGGAGACGGAUCUCUCCGGAUGACCUCAAUGGGCGGUGGGGAUCAUAAUGAAGAAGACGCUCUCUUAGAUACCCAGGGCCUAAGCCAUUUAGGGCUUUAUAAGUUAUGACAAGCACUUUGUAUUUUUCCCGGAAACCUAUUGGCAGCCAGUGUAACUCUAUCAACAAAGGAGUGCUUGUGCCUGGCAUGUUGGGAUGAGAGAGGGGGAAGUUCUCCUGCUCCCGGCUUCAGCCUCGACCACACUGCCGCGUGGUGUGGUGAAGGCACAGAUGACUUCUGCUUGUCUGUCUUGUCAAGUUCCUGCCUUCCCUGAAGCCCUCAGAAGCGGCGGCCAGAGGUUGUGUGCGCGAUCCCCGUGUAUAAUUUUCCCCUAACUACAUGCAGAGUUUCAACUGAUAUUUGGCUGCAGAGGGGUUUACUUCUGAGAAUUUGCCUCCGCAGAAUUCUUUGACAAAAUUCAAAGGACCUCUUACUUUCCUCACCAGCAUCAAUCCAAAGGGAGAUAACCAAGUAGAUUCUCAUGGAACCUCCUUAUAGCUCAAUUGCCUUUGGCCAAUACAAAUUUGCUGUCAGCGUCUGCCUUAUUUUACUUACUUUUAGAUGUCCUACACAUCAUGGGCCAACUCAAACAACUAUGCUAAAAUUUUAGAGGUAUUAUCACCACUGGUUGUUUGAACGGUAGACUCCUUUUCCAGGUAACUUGCUCUCUUUUCUUCAGAAAAUGACAUCUCUCUUCAAAUAUACUUGAGUAACUUUUGGCUGUUGUGUAAUCCCCUAGGAAUUUAGUCAGUAAGCAUCCUGUGCAAUCACUUAACUUGGAGAACUACAACAAUGGCAACAAUGUAUAUAAUUUUAUUUGUAACAGUUACAAAUGUGUAACUUGCUUUCAUGAAAUCGACCAAGUCAACUUCGUUACCAACACAGAUGUAAACACUGCUCUCUGUCUGACCUUAUUGAAACUAAUCACUUAUGCUUUUUAAAAAUCAAUCCUAUAAUAUACAGCUCUUACAGAUAUUUUUCAGGUAGCUCUUAGUUUUUCCAAAUUUCUCUCCAGUCUCAUAACUCUUUCUCCACUGACUUUUUGAAUUGCCCUACUCACCCCAGAACCCAGCUGUCCAAACCAGCCUCCACCCUGUAAAAUUAACCAAUCUCACACAAGAUCAAAACCCAUUCACUGAUCAUAUCGAAAUUUCUUCCUUUGCCAGCCAAUGGGAAUAGCAUGCUUUUCAUCUCUUAUGUUUCCCCACAAGCACAAUCUUAUCCCCUGUUUCCCCCCUAAAUUAGAUUUCUCUACGCCCCACGACAUACAAUAUAUGUUUUUGCAUCUGUUUACAUUACCUUUUUCUAAACAUAUCCCAUUUUUCUAAUCUGCAACUGAAGAAUCCGCUUUUUGUUGCAGUAUUAUAUUAUACAAUACGUAUCAUAAAGGAGAUGAUGUGAUGAGAAUAUAUUUUUAAGUACUAGAGCUUACAGAAAGUUCCUGCGAAGCAGUAUAGGUUAGCCAGUUGGCACAUAGUGACCAGGGACACACGAAAAGAGCCACUUGGAUUCAGUGUACUAUUUAAUCUUUAAAUAAAACAUUUGUUUAUGAAGUGACUGCUGCACAAAGUAAUGCCUGAAUGAUAACACUACACAUGCUCUCUUACCCUUUUGCUUUGUCUUCCUCUCAUUUGAAAAAGUCACAUUGAAUCAUAGCAACACCCCAUUUAAUUCAUGGUCAUGGGAAUCCCCACAGUCUGGCUUCUAACACUGUUGUUAUCAUUCUUCCUGAAUGAUCCCCCCCCUUUUUUUUCAUGGCUUAAAAGGCUUCCAUGCCAAUCCUUUAAAGCACAACACAGUUGCUUGAUUCUGCACAAAGACUUAGCAUAAUUCCCAGGCAUGAGAUACAAGGUCAAGGGUUCAUUCCUCUAGAAGCUCAGCCCUUCCUACAUUCAUUCAAGAGGGAAGCAGAGGAGCAGGGAUGUAUAUUAUCUAGGCCCUUCACAACGGAUGUGUGCAAGUCUGGGGCCUGUGGCGUGUUGGAACUUGUGACCAAGCGAACAUCACAGAUUUGCCACGGUGUCCAAAGGGGUGGCUACAUGAACAUCUGACCCAGGAGGGUCUUUCCUUACAAGAUGAAGACUGGGUGCGACGCAGCUUCUAGUGAGAAGCCGAGAUUUCUUUACUUUGCCGUCUGCUGUGCCUGCUGGAGAGGCUAAAGAGAUUGCAUCUCGAGGAUAUCCUAAAAGAAAGUGAGAAAAGGCUGCUCUCCUAGGAAUUCAGUAUGGCCUUCACUUGGAAGAACGCUCAAGAAUUCUACUACUGGAUUCUUGACAAUGGAGACCCAAGGACAGAUCCCUGGCCACUGGUUUACUCUCCACUUCCAGUCAUUUUCAUCUUUACUCUGUAUCUCGUCAUAGUAGCAGCAGGGCCACAUAUCAUGCAGAAGCUGGAGCCACUGAGGCUGAAAGCCUUCCUUGUGGUCUAUAACCUGUCAAUGGUGCUGUUGUCAGUGUUCAUGUUCUAUGAGUUCCUGAUGACAUCAUUUCUGGCCAAUUACAACUACCUCUGUCAGCCAGUGGAUUACAGCCAGAGUGAGCUGGGGAUGCGGAUGGCAAGAGUGUGCUGGUGGUUCUUCUUCUCCAAAGUCAUUGAGCUGCUUGAUACGAUUCUCUUCAUUCUGAGGAAAAAGAAUGAGCAAGUGACUUUUCUACAUGUCUACCACCAUGGCACCAUGCUCUUCAACUGGUGGGCUGGGGUCAAAUAUGUGCCUGGAGGACAAGCCUUCUUCAUUGGGAUGCUAAACUCCUUUGUGCACAUCUUCAUGUACCUCUACUAUGGGCUGGCUAGCCUGGGACCAAAAAUGCAAAGCCACUUGUGGUGGAAACGCUACCUCACGAUCCUGCAACUGUUCCAGUUUGUGGCCAUCGCUAUCCACUCCUCCUACAACCUGUUCACAGAAUGCCUAUUCCCAGAUGGGUUCAACCUGGCUGUCUCCAUCUACAUUCUCAGCCUGAUUGUUCUCUUCUUAAACUUCUAUUACUGGACCUAUAUAAAAAAGCAGAAAAAAGCAUGCUGAAGGAAACUGACAAAUGUUGAUGCUGCCUCUGGAAUUUGCUGAGGUCUUUGACUCUCUUAGUGCCAAUUGCUCCAAGAUGAUGCUCCUGCAAUGGUGAGAGAGGAUUAUACAAGCCUUUUCACAGUUGCUCUAUUAGUUUGUCUCAAUGGGACUGGAAAUGAAGAAGGCACAGAAUACUCAGUUGCACUGAGGAACUUAGCCUUCUGAUGGCUGAACAACACUCUUGAAAUGCAACCCGUGUAGUUUGAAACUGGGUGGCUCAUUUAUCAUAGAGUCUGGUCUUAAUGGCCAGUUCUCUCACUAAAAGCAACAUCUUUGUUUUCAAGAGGGCUGCUGAAUCAAAGUGUGAACUAACCAGCCCAUCUUAGGAACAUCAGUAAUGCCUUGCUGAAUCAGACUGAGGUCCACCUUGCUUAGCAUUCGGUUUCCAGGAAUGGCCAAUCUGCUGUGUGCACUUGCAAAGUAGGGCAUAGGAGUGACUGCCUUCUCACAUUGUUGGGAUUGCUACAUCAAACCUGUGUCUUUUUAAAAGCCACGGAAUGGUAUAGCAGUACCUGCUGCUGUAGUGUUGUUGCUCUGAGCAGAUCUGCCUGGUCAGUAACCUGAACAGGUAAGCACUGAAAGUCUCAUGUAAGUUGCUCUGAACUUUGUAAAGAAAGAGUAGCACACACAUUAAAUAAAAUCUAAGCACAAAGUUA